CAAAGAUAACCGCCUCAAUCAAGCUUGACACUGUUCGCUGGUGAUAAACCACCUAGUUAAUCAAGCAGAAAUGGUGGAAGCUGGCUCAGAUGCCGCAUUCGCUUACCAUGAACCGCCAAUAACAACUAUACUGAACCAGACUGGAUUCCUCGUCGUUUUGAAUCUCGUGAAUGUCUGCCUUGACAGAAUACUAUACUGUGGGCUCGUCGGACAGCUCUUUAUCGGCAUCCUGUGGGGCACCCCUGGCGCACAGUGGCUCAAUCGUGAGACAGAGACUGUGAUCCAACAGUUAGGGUAUCUAGGACUGAUCAUGUUAGUAUACGAGGGCGGUCUGUCAACAUCUAUCAAGUCCGUGAGGGCAAACCUCCUGGUUUCCGUCUGCGUUGCCAUCACCGGCAUUGGAGCACCGAUGGGUCUGUCGUUCGUUCUGAAAGGGCUCGUCAAUGCAACCGCGUUACAAGCAUUCGCUGCAGGCGCAGCCCUCAGCGCGACCAGUCUCGGAACCACCUUUACGAUACUUUCCACGACGAAUCUGAUCGCCACGCGCCUAGGGACAGUCACGACCAGCGCCGCAAUGCUAGAUGACGUCGUCGGGCUCGUCAUGGUUCAAAUCAUCUCGAACCUCGGCGGGAACGCUUCAUCGUUCAGCUCGCUGACGGUUAUCCGUCCCGUCUUCGUCUCUGUCGGUUUUGCCGUGGGUCUUUUCCUUCUGUGUGCGCUCGUCAUCAAGCCAAUUUUCAAAAGAAUCGUCUCCGCGAAGCCCAGGGUCCCUGAUUUCAUGGCAAGCGUGCAAUUCGCAUUUCUAUAUCAGACGGUUUUCCUCGUGGGACUUGUCGCUGGGGCCACUUAUGCGGGCACGUCGAGCCUGUUCGCGGCUUACCUUGCGGGCGUUACAGUCACUUGGUUUGACGGUAUGCUUACAGAGUCAAAGGUGCCACCUAGUGCUGCUUCUCCUGGGUCAUCCCCGACAAACCGCGUUUCUUCAAACAGCGGGGCCCAAGACAGUGAUGCCUGCCAUCCCAGAAGGCAGUCCCAGACCUCAAAUACAACCCCCGCAAACGCAGCACAACGCGCCGAACCCGCAACAGGCGAGAAGGUCUACGAGAAAUAUUACAAACAGCCCGUGAACCGAAUCCUCACGCCACUAUUCUUCGCAUCCAUCGGGUUCGCAAUCCCCAUCACCGAAAUGUUUCAAGGAAGUGUAGUCUGGCGCGGCAUCAUCUACGCGCUUUUGAUGGCGUUCGGGAAAUUGAUCACUGGUAUCUGGCUCGUUCGGUUCUCUUUCUCAUCCCGCCCCUUGUCAAGCUUCGCAAGCGGAUUGAAACGACCGUUCUCUCGCAUCCGUUUUUUCUGCAUACCCGCUCGAACCAGCAACGAUCACAACAAGAAACGACAUACCCAAGCUGAACCGAACCCCCCCAUGCAGUCAUCAGAUACCCAAAAAGGCGCCGCCAGCCACCCCGAACCCCAACCACAACCCCACACAACCACCCCUCACCAACCCCCAACACACCCCUUCCCCUUCCCCCCAAAACCAAAGUCCCUCUAUCCCCCCUCAAUCCUCGGUCUGGCGAUGAUCGCGCGCGGCGAAGUCGGGUAUCUCAUCGCGUCGCUCGCGCAGAGCCAAGGCAUGUUCGGGGUUGGGUCGUCUGGGGGAACGUCCGAGAUCUAUUUGGUUGUUAUCUGGGCGAUAUCGAUUUGUACGCUUGUUGGGCCGAUCUGUGUUGGCUUGCUUGUCAGGCGCGUGAAGAAGGUACAGGAGGUUCGGGGUGCGUCCUCUGGCUCGGAUCCGUUGGGGGUGUGGGGGAUUUGA
Messenger RNA from Aspergillus campestris IBT 28561, 1813 nucleotides. Its product is annotated as cation:proton antiporter. Lineage: Eukaryota; Fungi; Ascomycota; Eurotiomycetes; Eurotiales; Aspergillaceae. Gene Ontology annotation, cellular component: membrane. The transcript is spliced from 4 exons. The coding region runs from base 71 to 1813 and encodes 580 amino acids. The record is from RefSeq and is a predicted model, not a curated record. Gene Ontology annotation, molecular function: antiporter activity. Gene Ontology annotation, biological process: proton transmembrane transport.